This is a messenger RNA of Paramuricea clavata, 839 nucleotides long. Lineage: Eukaryota; Metazoa; Cnidaria; Anthozoa; Malacalcyonacea; Plexauridae. The record is from the annotation of a GenBank genome assembly.
CCCUGUAUUACUUGUACCUCGACUUGUACUCCCUUAUUGGUCCCACAGAGAGUUCUAUGCUCGAAUACUUCAAAUAACUGCGAAUAUUUUGCCACUUUCAGAUCAUUCUGACGACUCGAUGGUUACCGCAAUUGACAUCACAUUAAAUGGGAAAUUAGCUCUGACUGGAAGCAGUUCAGGAACAUUAUCGCUGAUGAACUUGGAUAGUUUUGAGGUAGUUCAGACGCCCGGAAAGACCGAAGCCGGAGUCGGUAUACGUUUGGUUUGCAUACUAAGUGAUCAGGCCCGUUUUGUAUUUGUUGACAUGGCAAACAGAGUAGAAUUAAGAAAUUUUAAUAAUAAAGAUGCCGAGUUACUAUUGGAUCAACCAGCUGUUAAAGUGACUUGCAUUACUACUCAUGGUGUAGACUAUGUAUUGCUUGGUUGUGAAAACGGAGAAUUAGUAUUGUUUAAUUUACAUGUUAAACAAUAUAAGUAUAAAUAUCAAGCUCAUUCCGAAGCCGUUUCUCAAGUUAAAAGCGACCCAGCUGGUGUCAUUCACUUUUUUGUAUCGGGGUCUGCCAGUGGGUGUGUGAAACUUUGGUAUGUGUCGAAAACCGUGCCGCCUUUGUCGAGUCAAAUUUGGUCACAUGACAACGUUUACCCGCAUUCCAUUACUGCCCUAGCAUUUGUCCCCCACUCCGAGGACAUCGUGAUCGGUUCCUUUGACAACAAGGUAUGCUGAGUACAUUAUUAUUAUUAUUAUUACAACUUUAUUUCAAUACGGAACUAUUUCACAAUGUAAAACUAACUAUAUACAGAGAGAAACCAAAAUGAGGGAUCUUCCAAUAGGCCGUAUA